CAAGAAGUUGCGCUGAUAAUCUUGCGCUUGGAGCAACCCAAGAUGGACUGUAUUACAUCGAUCCAGACGGGAACGGUAAAUUCAAGGUGUUUUGUGAUAUGAAAACAUCCGGGGGAGGAUGGACUGUGUUUCAGCGUCGUCUUGAUGGAAGCGUUGACUUCUACCGAGGAUGGCAAGAAUACAAGAAAGGAUUUGGUACACAGUAUGGUGAACAUUGGUUAGGACUGGAGAAAAUUCAUAGAAUAACUGCCAGUGAAACACACGAGCUUCGGAUUGAGCUAGAAGAUUUCGGUGGAAACAAAAGAUAUGCGUUGUACACCAAUGUAUCUGUUGCCGGCGAGAAAGACAAGUAUAGGUUAAAUGUUGGUACUUUUUCAG
Molecule: messenger RNA, 378 nt
Organism: Paramuricea clavata
Lineage: Eukaryota; Metazoa; Cnidaria; Anthozoa; Malacalcyonacea; Plexauridae
Source: the annotation of a GenBank genome assembly